Messenger RNA from Morone saxatilis (striped sea-bass), 1380 nucleotides. RefSeq names its product corticotropin-releasing factor-binding protein-like. NCBI's taxonomy places the organism in Eukaryota, Metazoa, Chordata, Actinopteri, Moronidae. Gene Ontology annotation, molecular function: corticotropin-releasing hormone binding. The transcript is spliced from 7 exons. Gene Ontology annotation, biological process: negative regulation of corticotropin secretion; hormone-mediated signaling pathway; negative regulation of corticotropin-releasing hormone receptor activity. The record is from RefSeq and is a predicted model, not a curated record. The coding region runs from base 80 to 1048 and encodes 322 amino acids.
UAAAAGCUGCCUCCUCUCAGUCAGCGCCGUUAUUUCCCCUCUGCUUCAGGAAACACUUCACUCAGAGACGCACUUCAGUAUGUCGGUGGCUCUACGCACACAGCUGUUCCUCUUCCUCAUCUCCCUCUCAUCAAGGAUGGGGCUCAGUCGCUACAUUGAGGACAACGAAGCUUCAGAUGGAUUAUAUUCUCUGCUCAGUUUGGACCAGAAAAGAGAAUCAGAGGAUUUUAUUUUCCGUCGACCUCUCAGAUGUUUGGACAUGCUGGCCACUGAUGGCUACUUCACCUUCGUGGCGUCUCAGCCUCAACUGGCCUGUGCUGCUUUCAUCAUCGCUGAGCCCAGUGAGGUCAUCAGUCUGGAGCUGUCUGACGUCAAUAUUGACUGCAGCGCCGGAGACUUCAUCAAGGUGUUUGACGGAUGGGUUCUGAAGGGAGAGAAGUUCCCCAGCAGGCAGGACCACCAGCUCCCUCUACACCAGCGCUACACAGACUACUGCUCCUCCACAGCACCGGGAGCCACCAGCCGCUCCUCUCAGAACGUCGCCAUGAUCUUCUUCCGCAUUCACAGCCCCGACAGCGGAUUCACCCUUGCUGUCAAAAAGCUACACAACCCAUUCCCCUGCAACAUCAUGUCUCAGAGUCCAGAGGGCAGUUUCACCAUGGUGAUUCCACACCAGCGCAGGAACUGCAGUUUCUCCAUCAUCUACCCUGUGGAGAUCCGACUGACCGAACUCAGCCUGGGGCAGGCCAAAAGCAAUGAGCUCAGCCCACAGAGGCAGGUGUGGUCGGGCUGUUCGGGGUCAGGUGACUAUGUGGAGCUGCUAGGGGGGAAUGGGGUGGACACCUCUAAGAUGUUCCCUGUGGCUGACCUGUGUUUCUCCCUCAGUGGGCUCGCCCAGAUGAAGAUUGGUUGUGAUAACUCGGUGGUGAGGCUGGUGUCCAGUGGGAACUAUAUCAACCGUGUUUCCUUCCAGUACCGACUAUUGGAACACCGUGAGCUCCCCAAGACCCGAGAGAACAGUCUGGAUAACUUCUGCGCUGUGGAAUAAGAUCACACACAGACACACAAUCAUCCAUCUCUCUGUAAAUACACCAAUUUGACAAAUGACGUCAAUAAAUAUUUUGUAUUGUUUUUGCCAAAUAUUUUAUUUAGUGUCCGGAUUAUGUUAGCUUCGAUCCUAGUGUAUUUAUUUGAGGAAUUUUUAAUUCAUCUCAAAUUUAUGGAUGAUGGUGGAUUUAAUUGUUUUCUUUUUAGUCAUUUGUCAGGAAAAUCUGUGAUACAUUAUAUUUCUUGGCAAAAGCAUUGAUUUCAAACCUUCCCUCUGUUGUUCUAAUAUCAGUUUAUUCCUCCAUCUCCUGUUCUUUGGGAGGUUUUACAUUG